AUAUUGAUAUAUGAUAUAAUAAUAUAUUUGAAUAGUAUUUUCCCUUCUAAAACCAGUCUUCAAAACAAAACAGGAAAUAAAGAAAUACAAUUGUGUUUUAUUUUACAAUAAACAGAGAGAAACAAACAUAAAUAAACAUAUAAUCCUCCUCUGCUGUUCUCCCGACGGCCACAAGAUGUCCCUGUUCCUGAACCGGACGUUUCCCGCGCACCUCAAGAAAAACGCGGCUUUCAAAAGGGCCGCCAUUUUGCUUGUGGCGGCUUACGGUGUCAAAAAACUCUACCCCUUCCUUUACCACCGACUGCGCAAGAAGACCGACGCGAGCAGGACAAACCCCUUAAUGGAGCCCAACAGGGCUCUCCGAGGCCCUGGGGUUGCCAAACCCCGCUCCCCAGGUGUGAACAAGGACUUCUUGCAGCGUCUCUGGCACCUCUUAAAGAUCUUAUUCCCCAGGCUCUUCUGCAAGGAGUUUGGGCUUCUGGGCUUGCAUUCGUUCGCCUUGGUCUCCCGGACAUUCCUCUCUGUCUACGUGGCCCAGCUUGAUGGCAAGAUCGUAAAAACCAUAGUCAAGAAAGACCCGAUGGCUUUCGUGCUCCAGCUGUCCAAGUGGCUGCUGAUCGCUGUCCCCGCCACCUUCGUGAACAGCGCCAUCCGCUACCUGGAGGGGAAGCUGGCUCUCUCCUUCCGAACCAGGCUGGUCAAGCACUCCUAUCAGCUGUACUUCAGCGAUCAGACUUACUAUCGCGUCAGCAACAUGGACGGCCGGCUGGCCAAUCCUGACCAGUCCUUGACCGAGGACAUCUCCAUGUUCGCUGCCUCCGUGGCGCACCUCUACUCCAAUUUGACCAAGCCCAUUUUGGAUGUGGUGGUGACGUGCUACACCCUGAUCAACACUGCCCGGUCCAGGGGGGCUGACACCACUUGGCCCUCGGCCAUCGCCGGACUCGUGGUCUUCCUCACGGCGAAGGUGCUGCGCGCUUUCUCGCCCAAAUUCGGGAAGAUGGUGGCAGAAGAGGCGAGGAGGAAAGGGGACCUGCGUUACAUGCACUCACGCAUCAUCGCCAACUCGGAAGAGAUUGCCUUCUACGGGGGGCACCAGGUGGAGCUGUGUCUCCUGCAGCGUUGUUACCAGGCUCUCUCUGCUCAGAUUAACCUGCUCUUGGUGAAGAGGCUGUGGUACGUGAUGCUGGAACAGUUCCUCAUGAAGUACCUGUGGAGCGCCUCGGGGCUGGUCAUGGUGGCCGUGCCCAUCAUCACUGCCACUGGCUACUCCAAGCACGACUCGGAGGAGACGAAGCAGGCGGUCCUGGAGAUGAUGGAGGAGGAGCUGGUGAGCGAGAGGACCGAGGCCUUUACCACAGCCAGGAACCUGCUAACAGCGGGGGCGGACGCCAUCGAGGAGAUGACCCUAAUCUACUGAGUGUGUGUCCGUCUGUCUCCCCAGGCGACGGAGCUGGCUGGAUACACGGCCCGUGUUUACGAGAUGUUCCUCGUGUUUGAGGAGGUGCGGGCGGGGGUGUUCAGGCGGUCAGCUGUCCCGGAGCUCAAAGAGGGGGUGCAGGAUGGGGUGGUGAAGCAGGGAUCGAGGAUCGAGGGGCCUCUUGAAAUCAAAGGGCAGGUCAUUGACGUGGAGCAGGGGAUCAUCUGCGAGAACAUUCCUGUCAUCACCCCAACCGGAGAUGUGGUGGUCGCCAGCCUCAAUAUCAAGGUGGAGGAGGGGAUGCAUUUGCUGAUCACCGGUCCGAACGGCUGUGGGAAGAGCUCUCUGUUUCGCAUCCUGAGUGGACUGUGGCCGGUUUACAGCGGGGUCCUUCGGAAACCCACUCCUGAACACAUGUUCUACAUACCCCAGAGACCGUACAUGUCAGUCGGAACUCUGCGUGAUCAGGUGAUCUAUCCAGACUCUCCUGGAGACAUGAGCAAGAAAGGCCUCACAGACUCCGACCUGGAAGGGAUUCUAAACAUCGUCAACCUGCGAUACAUCCUGCAGAGGGAGGGAGGCUGGGACUCUGAGAGCGACUGGAAGGACGUCCUGUCGGGGGGAGAGAAGCAGCGCAUGGGAAUGGCGCGCAUGUUCUAUCACAGGCCUCAGUACGCUCUGCUGGACGAGUGCACCAGCGCGGUCAGCAUUGACAUCGAGGGAAAGAUAUUCCAGGCUGCAAAGGAUGCUGGGAUAGCGCUGCUGUCCAUCACACACCGCCCGUCGCUCUGGAAGUACCACUCCCACCUGCUGCAGUUCGACGGGGAGGGGGGCUGGAAGUUCGAGAAGCUGGACACAGCCACCCGCCUCUCCCUGACCGAGGAGAAGCAGAGGCUGGAGGCUCAGCUCUGCGGCAUCCCCAAGAUACAGCAACGUCUCUCCGAGCUCUGCAAGAUCCUGGGGGAGGAGAGGAGCCUGCCCAGCGAGGAGGAGGAGGAGGAGGAGAGCCAGGGAGGGGAGGGGAGGGGAGAGGGAAGCUAG
Messenger RNA from Polyodon spathula (Mississippi paddlefish), 2461 nucleotides. It is a transcript of the gene abcd1, whose product is annotated as ATP-binding cassette, sub-family D (ALD), member 1. Gene Ontology annotation, molecular function: ATP binding; ABC-type transporter activity; long-chain fatty acid transmembrane transporter activity. Gene Ontology annotation, cellular component: peroxisomal membrane. Gene Ontology annotation, biological process: fatty acid beta-oxidation; long-chain fatty acid import into peroxisome; peroxisome organization. The record is from RefSeq and is a predicted model, not a curated record. The transcript is spliced from 10 exons. Lineage: Eukaryota; Metazoa; Chordata; Actinopteri; Acipenseriformes; Polyodontidae.